UCGAUACCUUCCAGCCAGAACACAAGCAGAAAUACAGACGCGGCAAAAUGUCUAUGUUUAAGGCUCUUUCUCUACUACUGACCCUACUUCCGUGUUCAUGGAACGCUCGUUUAGCGGCACGCACUGCGUCAUACUGACACUGUCCACGCACGAGGAGCAGGGAUGUGUGAAGCAGCAGAGAAGGACCUGUACGCUGUCCUGGGAGCCAGCUCCUCAGACUCGGUCCAGCAGCUCAAACGCAGAUACCAGCAGCUGGCCUUACAGUACCACCCAGAUCGUCUUGGAGGUGAGGGUUCUUCAGAAGCGGAGUAUGGUGUGGAGAAGUUUCUCGAAGUUGAUGCUGCGUGGAGGAUCCUCAGUGACCAGAACACCAGGACACAGUACGACCUGCAGCGGAGAGCGCGGGAACUGAAACAGGAUUGGCCAGUGGAUUCUACGGUCUAUCUGAGGGACAUGACCUGGGACCAGGAUGAGUGUGUGUAUACAUAUAGCUGUCGCUGUGGAGGAGGAUUCAGCGUCUCAGAGGAGGAGGUGGAGGAGGAGACACAGAGGAGGCAGCAGGAUGAUGAAGAGGAAGAAGAGCACAGAGGAGUUGUUGUUUGCUGUGAUACCUGUUCCCUCAGUGUGUACGUCACAUGGUCAUUACACACAACCAGUCAAAUGUUAAAAUGCCAGUAAUAAUUAUUUGGAAACCUUUAACUGUAGCUCUUUAAUAGAGACAGGUGUCUGAGACUCAAAAUGUGAGCACAAGAAUCUUGAACUGGAUUCUGAAUUUGAUGAGAGGCCAGAGUAAAGAAGUCAGUGUUCCAUGAGAUCUUUUGGAGGAACUGGUCAGAAGCUUGGCAGCUGUAUAUUGGACCACAGCUCAGGGACGUGUUGCUGAGGCAGGUGAAGAGGGGAUUGCAUUAGCAGGUGGAAAUAAACAUGAAUAAUCAACUCCAUCUCAGCUAGGGACACAAUGGGCCUGAGUUUAGCAGUGUUCCUCAGCUGCUAGAAACAGGAGCCAACCAAAUGAUGUACAUGCUGGUCAAGACUCGAAGGCUGCUCUACAGAACGUUCUCUCAGCAUCUCCAUCACUUCUGUCCUAGCACAGCACCAAUAAAAGGGCUGACGGAGAGCAGACUGUGUGUAUGGAGCAGUUUGUAUGUUGAAUGUGAAGGUGAAUGUUGCUUAGCAGUGGCUUAUCAGCAGUGGUAGAUGUGAACACCAUGCCUCUUACCGGAGACCUGCUCUUUAGCUAUGGGCUGAUUAAUCCAAUGAUCCAGUUCAUUCUCAUCCAUCUGAUCAUCCAUGUAUGAUGAAAUCGGUGUUUCUCAAAUGAGGCUACAUGUACCCCAACGGCAGCGGUUCCCAACUAAUGGACCCCCACUAGGGUUUGCCAAAGCUUCGGGGGGGUUGCAAGGCCUUGUUGAUUUUAAGGGUUGUAAGAGAACUCUAAUAAUAUAGACAGACUUUUUUUUUUUUGGGGGGGCUUUUAUUGCCUUUAUGAUAGUGAAAGCUGAAGAUAGACAGGAAAGGGGGGCAGAGAGAGGGAAUGACACGCAGGAAAGGGCCGCAGGUUGGAUUCGAACCCUGGGCCGCUGCAGCAAGGACUCUUGAGCUAACUGGGCACCCAUAGACAGUAGCCUUAUAUCUCACAGGAUAAGGUCAUUAAACAAUGUCCAAGCAUCAGGGAGAAGAAAACCCUGGUUUUAUCAAGAAAGAACCUUAUUAAGUGUAUGAUUGUUAAAAAACAACAUAAAAAAACCCUACAUGAUACAGACAGAGAACUGUAUUAGAAGUUCCUCUGAUCACUAUUUGAGGAAAAAAAAAACUUCUCUGGUGUUACACAAAUGUCCUGCAGUUAUUGUGUUCACUGUUUGGGUUCAUUGUACACUUUAUCAGGUAUUCUACUGUUGUUGUUAUGUAUUUAAUAAAAAAUGAAACAUCCAUAAAA
This is a messenger RNA of Dicentrarchus labrax (European seabass), 1936 nucleotides long. RefSeq names its product DnaJ (Hsp40) homolog, subfamily C, member 24 (gene dnajc24). The transcript is spliced from 5 exons. Gene Ontology annotation, biological process: positive regulation of ATP-dependent activity. The record is from RefSeq and is a predicted model, not a curated record. NCBI's taxonomy places the organism in Eukaryota, Metazoa, Chordata, Actinopteri, Moronidae. Gene Ontology annotation, molecular function: ATPase activator activity; ferrous iron binding. Bases 163 to 678 code for a protein of 171 amino acids.